This is a messenger RNA of Nannospalax galili (Upper Galilee mountains blind mole rat), 2713 nucleotides long. RefSeq names its product cryptochrome circadian regulator 1 (gene Cry1). Gene Ontology annotation, biological process: negative regulation of DNA-templated transcription; entrainment of circadian clock by photoperiod; circadian regulation of gene expression. The transcript has 13 exons. Gene Ontology annotation, molecular function: FAD binding; DNA binding. NCBI's taxonomy places the organism in Eukaryota, Metazoa, Chordata, Mammalia, Rodentia, Spalacidae. Bases 26 to 1789 code for a protein of 587 amino acids. The record is from RefSeq and is a predicted model, not a curated record. Gene Ontology annotation, cellular component: cytoplasm; nucleus.
CGUCGCGCCCCGCCCCACCCCGGGCAUGGGGGUGAACGCUGUGCAUUGGUUCCGAAAGGGACUCCGACUCCACGACAACCCCGCCCUGAAGGAGUGCAUCCAGGGCGCCGACACCAUCCGCUGCGUCUACAUCCUUGACCCUUGGUUCGCCGGCUCCUCCAACGUGGGCAUCAACAGGUGGCGAUUUUUGCUUCAGUGUCUUGAGGAUCUUGAUGCCAAUCUACGAAAAUUAAAUUCUCGCCUGUUUGUAAUUCGUGGUCAGCCAGCUGAUGUGUUUCCCAGGCUUUUCAAGGAAUGGAACAUUACUAAACUUUCAAUUGAGUAUGAUUCUGAGCCCUUUGGAAAGGAAAGAGACGCAGCUAUUAAGAAACUGGCUACUGAAGCUGGAGUAGAAGUCAUUGUACGAAUUUCACAUACAUUAUAUGACCUAGACAAGAUCAUAGAACUGAAUGGUGGACAGCCACCUCUAACUUAUAAAAGAUUUCAAACUCUCAUCAGCAAAAUGGAACCACUGGAGAUACCAGUAGAGACAAUUACUUCAGAAGUGAUCGAGAAGUGCACAACUCCACUAUCUGAUGACCACGACGAGAAAUAUGGAGUCCCUUCACUGGAAGAGUUAGGAUUUGAUACAGAUGGCUUAUCCUCUGCAGUGUGGCCAGGAGGGGAAACUGAAGCACUUACACGUCUGGAAAGACACUUGGAAAGAAAAGCUUGGGUGGCAAACUUUGAAAGACCUCGAAUGAAUGCAAAUUCACUGCUUGCAAGCCCUACUGGACUUAGUCCUUACCUCCGAUUUGGUUGUUUGUCAUGUCGGCUGUUUUAUUUCAAGCUAACAGAUCUCUACAAAAAGGUAAAGAAAAAUAGUUCCCCUCCCCUUUCUCUUUAUGGGCAACUCCUAUGGCGUGAAUUUUUCUACACAGCAGCAACAAAUAAUCCACGCUUUGAUAAAAUGGAAGGAAACCCCAUCUGUGUCCAGAUUCCUUGGGAUAAGAAUCCUGAGGCUUUAGCCAAAUGGGCAGAAGGCCGGACAGGCUUUCCAUGGAUUGAUGCCAUCAUGACCCAGCUUCGUCAGGAGGGCUGGAUUCACCAUUUAGCUAGACAUGCUGUUGCUUGCUUCCUGACAAGAGGUGACCUAUGGAUUAGUUGGGAAGAAGGAAUGAAGGUGUUUGAAGAGUUGCUGCUUGACGCAGAUUGGAGCAUCAAUGCCGGAAGCUGGAUGUGGCUGUCUUGUAGUUCCUUCUUCCAACAAUUUUUUCACUGCUAUUGCCCUGUUGGUUUUGGUAGGAGGACAGAUCCCAAUGGAGACUAUAUCAGGCGGUAUUUGCCUGUCCUAAGAGGCUUCCCUGCAAAAUAUAUAUAUGAUCCCUGGAACGCACCAGAAGGUAUCCAAAAAGUAGCCAAAUGCUUGAUAGGAGUUAAUUACCCCAAACCAAUGGUGAACCAUGCUGAGGCAAGCCGUUUGAAUAUUGAAAGAAUGAAGCAGAUCUAUCAGCAGCUUUCACGAUACAGAGGACUAGGUCUUCUCGCAUCAGUACCUUCUAACCCUAAUGGAAAUGGAGGUCUCAUGGGGUAUACUCCUGGAGAAAAUAUCCCAAAUUGUAGCAGCAGUGGAAGUUGCUCUCAAGGAAGUGGUAUUUUACAUUAUGCUCACGGAGACAGUCAACAAGCACACCUGCUAAAGCAAGGAAGAAGCUCCAUGGGCCAUGGUCUCAGCAAUGGGAAGCGUCCUAGUCAGGAAGAGGACACACAGAGUAUUGGUCCUAAAGUCCAGAGACAGAGCAGUAACUGAUGUGGGCUGUCUUUUUUCAGAAGUAUCAGAUGCCAUGCCUACAUCCAGUUUCAUUGAAUUUGUGGCUUAAUAAGAAAUGCAUUUACAUGUUGCUUUUGCUAGGUUUUUUAAAAUAUUUUUCAUACCUUUGGUUAUCUUAAGUUGUUUAGAUUGUCACUUAGUUUUUAUGCCAACCUAAUUAUGAAUUUCUUGAGGUUAAAGUCAGUAAAUGCUCAUCAGAUCUGAUCACUUACUCCUUUGCAGCAAAGUUUUACUCAGUUUUUUUUCCUCCUUUAAAUCACAGAAAUCGGUCAGGAGGAAUACUGUUGCAGCUGAAAUUGGUGGGAAAUUCAGUACUUUUCACUUAAAUUAUUUAAAAAUGUUCUUCAUUGAUGGAAAGCAGUUACAUUUUGAACAUAUUAUUUCUAAAAAUGUUUCUGUGGUUUUUAACUUUUUAAUGAAUUUCACAUAGGACAAAUGGUAAUUUGUAUAUAAAGAACUUGGUAAAAGAUUUGCUUAAUGUAAAUACAGUCACAAUUAGUAUAGACUCAUCAGUAUAUUUUUGAUAAUUUUCCAUGUAUGGCAAAAGUUAAAGUUAACAAACUGAUAUUCUCAUAUGAAACUCAAAGUUUUGAGAGUCAGUGCAGGAAAAUGGGAAGUUUUUAGACUUUCUUAAAAGACUUUGUUAAAAUUUCAGGACACAUUUUUCUUGACAUCAUUGUUUGACCUAAUUUUGCACUCUUUGAUAAUGAUGCUUUAGAAAAUGUAUUUAAUCAAAAUUAGUAGGUGUAGCCUCUGUCAAACAGACAAUUUAUGUUUUAAAACUUGAUGUAUGCCUGUUUUGACUCAGACUUGUGGAUCAUGUGUUAAGUUCUCUUUGUCUCCCUUUUUUUGUUCAUUUAUAGCUAAAGUGACUUUGUUAUUAAAGUAUGUACAAAGAUGGAA